This is a messenger RNA of Orussus abietinus, 1460 nucleotides long. Its product is annotated as zinc finger protein 830. The record is from RefSeq and is a predicted model, not a curated record. Gene Ontology annotation, biological process: nuclear DNA replication; mitotic DNA replication checkpoint signaling; mitotic DNA damage checkpoint signaling. NCBI's taxonomy places the organism in Eukaryota, Metazoa, Arthropoda, Insecta, Hymenoptera, Orussidae. The transcript has 5 exons. Gene Ontology annotation, molecular function: zinc ion binding; nucleic acid binding. Bases 98 to 997 code for a protein of 299 amino acids. Gene Ontology annotation, cellular component: spliceosomal complex; nucleus.
ACAUACAUAUAUACAGUGUGAGAAAGUCAACAUAACCCAACGUAACGAUACGAGUGUCAAUACGAGAUUUUACAAUCAAAUUAAAAUAGUUUAAAAAAUGGCUCUAAAGCGGAAAAUAAUGCAGGAUGAUUUAAGGAAAGCAAUGAGUGAACACAAAAAGAAAAAGACCACGACAAAGAAAAUAGAAUCACCAUUGGCUAAAUAUACUGAUGCAGGACAACUUAUGUGCGUUCUUUGUAAAACAAUUGUAAAAAGCGAAGUUGUUUGGUUUGUGCAUUUGAACUCGAAACUGCAUAAAGAAAAUAUAGCCCUUGCGAAAAAGACAAGGUUAGAACCAGAAACAGUUCCCAAAACAAAUGAACCUUCUCUAAAACGGCAAAUCCCUUCUGUUACUGAAGAUCAACCAAAUAAGAAAGUAAAGGGGAUAUUAAAAAAUGUAAACCAAACACAGGAGCCGACACAAAUAAGUUUACCUCCAGACUUUUUCGACAAACCUCCUACUUUAGCAAUUGUUAUUGGCUCAAAAUCCACAACUGCUGUUUCACUGAAGAAAUCAGAAAAGCAAAAUUCUAACGAUGAACUUGAAAGUAAAAAAAUUGAUAAUGAAAAUGAAAAGUUGAAGAAGAAGGAGGCAAAUCAACCACCACUUCCCGAAGGGUUUUUUGAUGAUCCAAUUUUAGAUGCUAAGGUUCGAAACGUGGAAUACAAGGACCCUAUAGAGGAAGAAUGGGAAAAGUUUCAAAAGGAAAUAAAGGAGGAAACUGCUCAAUCUGCUCAAAUAAUAGCAGAUGAUCAGGAGGAGGCUACAACAGAGCGUCAAAUUGAUGAGAUCGAAGAACAAAUUCGCCACUGGUCCAGAGUUAUGGAUCUUGUAAGGUGGAAGGAACAGGUGCAGGCUGCUGAGAAGAAGAAAGAAUCCGUUGACGAAAACGUGUCCAGUGGAGAUGAAUCCGAGUUUGAUGAAUUUUUGGAUUGGCGAGCAAAAAAUUCAUAUUAAUAAUACUCUACAGAUAUUAUUAUUGCUGUUAAAUUAUUAAUAAGCACAAUACAGCUCUGGAAACUGCUCCGAUCAUUUGCUUCCAAAAGUUUUUAAGACGAUGUAAGUAUUGCUCCUAAAAAUUUCUAAUGCGAUGUAUUACCUUUCGAAUGCUUCCUACUCGCCGUGAUAAGUUAUAAUUUCCUUUUAUACCACUUAAAGAUCACUUAUUUUACAUACUUCUGCUAUCGUAUGAAAAAGAACAGGGAUAACGGUAUUCAGAGGUACUCUUCAUCCGUGUAUGACGAUUUUAUUAAAAUGAAUUGAAAGAGUCAUAAUUGUAUUAAGUUAGUAAGUACAAUGGAUACAGGUAAUUCAUUAUCUCCCAUAAGCUAUAUACGAAAUGUAUAAUAUAAAGACUACGAUAUAGGCUAAGCUGAUAGGAUAUAGGUAGUACUUUAUAAUAAAAGGUAAUUCGACAGUA